Molecule: messenger RNA, 934 nt
Organism: Phlebotomus argentipes
Lineage: Eukaryota; Metazoa; Arthropoda; Insecta; Diptera; Psychodidae
Exons: 2
Coding region: 12-920 (302 amino acids)
Source: RefSeq, a predicted model, not a curated record
AGAUCACAUUCAUGCUGCCGCUGGAAGUCGUGCGUGAGCUUGUGGACUACAGCGUGUUGAGAUUCGACUGUAAUGGCAUCAAUUCGUACGUGCUGAUGAUGCUGAAGUGGUUCCUGGGCAGUGGAAUGAUGCUCCAAGUGGCGGACAUUCUGCUGCUGUCGGCCAAGAUUGAUCUGGCGGAGGAAAAAGUGCAGCAAUGCAAAUCAAAGUUGUUCUAUUACAUGGCAAUCCUUCAACUAGACAAACUUGGCAAUUGUGAAUGGUUGGAAUCGUGGCAAAAACAGGAAAAUGCAACGUUAAAUAGUGUGAUGGAAACUCCGUGGCAUGAUAUUCAAUCCGCCUGUGCGUUUUUCUCCCAUCACAAGAAGGAUUGUGAGUGUCUUCUGUGCUUGCAGUACAAGACAGAGGAUGUUUCGUGUCAGAUGAAUCUCUUCUUCAUGUGGAUGCUCUUCAUUGAGCGGCAAUACGACAGAGUGCGAGACAUUCAUCAAAGCGUCGCGAAGGCGAAUGGAACACUUCAGCCCGUUCAGCCAUAUGAACUGAAGACAAGAGCCUUCUUUGCCAGCGCCUUGGCGCAACUGAAGACGCCUCAGAGUGCACUGAAAGAGUUCCUGAAGCUCCAGCAAAUCAGUGAAUCCAUGAGGAGUCAUCGAACAGCCCUUUAUCAAGGUUUUGAGCUGCAAAUUCUCUCGGUGAAGCACUUAAUGAACAGCAAUCAGGCAACGACGAAGGGGAAGACGAUGUUUGAGGAGCGUCUCGAGAUGUGUUCGCCAAAUGAUAGCGGCAAGAAAGUGGUGAAGGGGAAGGAGAGAAAGUCCAAAUUGCCAGUGAAGAAAGAACGACAGCCGAAGGUGGAGAAGAAGGAAGAGAUCAGCAGUGGACAGGUGAAGAGAACAACGCGAAGUUCAAACAGGAAUUAAUAAAUUAAAUCGCU